Molecule: messenger RNA, 423 nt
Organism: Symbiodinium sp. CCMP2456
Lineage: Eukaryota; Dinophyceae; Suessiales; Symbiodiniaceae
Source: the annotation of a GenBank genome assembly
AUGGGAAGCUUCUGCUGCAAGAAGUGCCACCAUCACUACAGUGUUGGGAGCGAGAAAGGAAAGAGUCUCGCUCAUGGCGACCUUUGCGAAAGGAAACAAGCCCCUGCAGAUGCGGUGCCCGCGGAGUAUGUCGCUCCAGAGGUUCCAUUGUCCGCUGCCGCUCCACAAGCCAGCCGUGGCGCUAAACGCAAGAAGAGCUGGACCGGGCACUACGUCGCUGCCGAGCCCUGGCCCGUGAGAGCUUCCCGUCCAGACACAACUCCGGGUGGCAUCUGGACGUGUGCUCCAGAGCUAGAGCUGCCGAAUCCCAGAGCUUUGCGAGCACGCAGCAAGAGCCCAGCCAGGCAGAAAGAGGCUCCAGCUGGCGAACAUCCAGAUUCGAGCAGUGCUCGCAAAGAUGCCCCUGGCAGGAUCCGAACAUGA